AUGUCUGCCCAUACCCACCACCACUACCCGCCCAACUCGUCGACACCAACCACCGGCCUGCCCACGCCCGCCGCCUCGCCCCAGGCCGACCUAGUCUGCUCGCCCUCGCCCUCGGCCGCCUCCCUCGCGAGCCACCAGGCCCCGCGCCGCAUGCACAACAUGUCCAUCUCCAGCAUCCUCUCGCCCGAUGACGGCGGGGGGGCCAGCGCCUGCCCCCAGCACCAUCACUACCACCACCACAACUACGCCGUAUCCUCGGCCGCCGGGACCCCGCCCUCAUCUUCGAGCACCUGCUCGCCCGCCAGCCGUGGAAGCGUGGCAGAGGAGCCCGCCACCAGCACCGCUGCCAGCAGCACCUCCUCCUCCAACAACAACAACAACAACACGGCCGCCGUCUUCAGCUGGAACGAAGAUCCCGAAAAGAUUGACGCCAUGCUCCGCACCCUCAAUCCGGACAGCGCCGAGUGGGUCGUCUGGAAGGACUGGGCUGAGUUCCUGGCCGAGGAGAAGGAAGCCCAGGCCAAGGAGAGAGAAGCCGCUGCUGCGGCCGCCGCCGCCGCCGCCGCCGCCCGCAGCACCGGAUAA
Molecule: messenger RNA, 585 nt
Organism: Diplodia corticola
Lineage: Eukaryota; Fungi; Ascomycota; Dothideomycetes; Botryosphaeriales; Botryosphaeriaceae
Exons: 1
Coding region: 1-585 (194 amino acids)
Source: RefSeq, a predicted model, not a curated record